Molecule: messenger RNA, 1137 nt
Organism: Thyridium curvatum
Lineage: Eukaryota; Fungi; Ascomycota; Sordariomycetes; Thyridiales; Thyridiaceae
Exons: 4
Coding region: 1-1137 (378 amino acids)
Cellular component (GO): cytoplasm
Molecular function (GO): 2-oxoglutarate-dependent dioxygenase activity
Source: RefSeq, a predicted model, not a curated record
AUGGCGCCAAGUGCAACUACUCAGGAGCCGGCCUCUGUCACCACAUUCGAGGCCAAAGGUGCCGUUGCGGUCGACAAGGCCAAGACCACCCUGGUCAACACUGAUGGCAUGAAGUAUCCCGAGUAUGCUCCAUACAACGAUCCCAACGACGUCUUCCCAGAGCCGGAGCCCUUUGAUUACCAUGACAGGGCUCUGGAUGCUGAUCCCGCCAUGCCUGUCUUUUACAAUGACCACGUCAAAGUGGAAGAGCUCACGCCCUACCUCGGUGUUCGUGUGACCGGCCUGGACUUGGCAUCUCUCGACAAAGCCGGGCAAGACCAGCUCGCCCUCCUCGCCGCCAAAAAGGGCAUCGUCUUCUUCGCGAGCGAUGACAAGGUCAAACAGACCUUCCGCGACAUCUCCAUGAAGAAGAAGCUGGACAUGGUGCGCUACUACGGCCAGCUGCAUCAGCACGCCGUCCAGCCUCGCCCCGUCAGCUCGACCGAGAUCUCGGUCGUGUAUCAGGACAACGUCAAUACAGUGCGCAAGCACUGGUGGCCCAACCGCCUGAGCAGAGCCAUCUGGCAUAUCGACCAGUCCCAAGAGCGGCAGCCUCCAGGGAUGACGUUCUUCUGCUGCAUGCAGAGCGACGCCCCGUCUGGAGGCGAUACUCUCGUCGGAUCCCUCGUCGAGGCGUACGAGCGCUUGAGCCCUGCGAUGAAGCAAUUCGUCUGUGGUCUCAAGGCCGUACACUCCUCCAAGGUCAUGGCCGCCAAGGCGGCUAGAGUAGGCGGUGCCAACAGGAGGCAGCAGGUUGAGUCUGUCCACCCGGUCGUGUACGAGCAACCGGCCACUGGCUAUAAAUCCUUGUACAUCAAUCCGGAGCGCAUCACGCACUUCGAGGGUCUACGUCACGAGGAGAGCGAGAUGCUGCUCAAAUUCUUGAGCGACCACAUCACCAAAGGCGCGGACUUCCACGCACGAUACAAGUGGAGCGAGGGAGACGUCUGUGUCUGGGACCAGCGGGUUCUCAUCCACUCGGCCGUUCUGGACAACAUGGAGCAUCGCCGGCACUUCAUCCGCAUCACUGCACUGGCUGGCGUACCCACCCCGGCCAAGUACACUCCAUCGGAGCAUGAGGACAUGUACGCCAAGUAG